Molecule: messenger RNA, 1388 nt
Organism: Egretta garzetta (little egret)
Lineage: Eukaryota; Metazoa; Chordata; Aves; Pelecaniformes; Ardeidae
Gene: ACOT8
Product: acyl-CoA thioesterase 8
Exons: 6
Coding region: 1-849 (282 amino acids)
Biological process (GO): acyl-CoA metabolic process; fatty acid catabolic process
Cellular component (GO): peroxisomal matrix
Molecular function (GO): fatty acyl-CoA hydrolase activity
Source: RefSeq, a predicted model, not a curated record
AUGCCAGCCAGACCCUUUGCACACGCGAGCAGAUCCACUGACUUGGAUGGAAACGAGACGGCGUCACGGCACCGUUCAGACAAGCAAGGGCGGCAGAACACAGUCAGGUCCCCUCUGGGGUGUGUGGUGGCCCAACAUCCUUUUUUUGACCCAGGGGACCCCAAGGUGCCGGUGCUGUACAAGGUGGAGCGGACCCAUACAGGGAAGAGCUUCUCUGUUCGUUCCGUAAAGGCCAUCCAGCACGGAAAGCCGAUCUUCACCUGCCAAGCCUCCUUCCAGCUCUCCCAGGGGAGCCCAGUGCAGCACCAGUUCACCAUGCCUACCGUGCCGCUCCCCGAGGAGCUGCUGACGCAAGAGGAGCUCAUCCAGAAGUUCCUGCAGAAUCCUAACUUGGCAGAGAGAUACAGAAAGCAUCUCAACAAGAUUGAAGCCGAAGAUGUGCCGAUUGACAUCAAACCCGUCAACCCGCCAGAUGUAUUCCGCUCAGAGCCGCAGGAGCCGAAGCAGCUCUUCUGGGUGCGAGCACGAGGCUACAUAGGAGAGACGGACAUGAAGGUGCACUGCUGCGUGGCCGCUUACAUCUCCGACUACGCCUUCCUGGGCACGGCCCUGCUCCCGCACCAGCAGUACCGUGUCAAGUUCAUGGUGUCCCUUGACCAUUCCAUGUGGUUCCACGCGCCCUUCCGAGCGGACCACUGGAUGCUGUACGAGUGCGAGAGCCCCUGGGCUGGUGGGUGCCGGGGACUGGUGCAGGGACGGCUGUGGCGCAGGGACGGGGUCCUGGCUGUCACCUGCGCCCAGGAAGGAGUCAUCAGGGUGGAGCAAACGCCAAACCAGAGCAAGCUCUAGCUGAGGAACCCCCGCGGGCUGGGGCUCACCGAGGGAGGGACCCCGGGACCAAAACAGAUGCAGGCAAGGCAGGACCUGGGCAGGAGCAGGAAGGAGCCUCAAAGGAGACCAGGCUGGAUCCAGCACCGUGGGGAGUGCUGGUGCCAGGGACCCUCUGCGGUGGAUGGGGACUGGCAGAGGAAUCUGCUGUGAUCGACACGCUGCACAGCAUGUAGCUGCGCACUACCAUCGGCCACCCGUCACCUGCCUUGAAUAAAGCUGUCAGCUGGGCUCCGACCCCUGGAGUUUGUCCCCUUGACCCCGUGACUGUGCUCGCCCGAGGGAGCCGCUCCUGGCAGGGGGAGGGCGGGCAGCGCUGGGGCCGGCUCUGCCCCCUGCAGCAGGCUGGGUCACAGAAAGGGAAAGUGCUACUGCGGCACAUGCAGCUUCCCCUUCUCACUUCUCCUGCCCCAGCACUCACGUCAGUCGCUGCUUCUGCUUGCCCUCGCUCUCCCCCCUCGGGAGGGGGCCCAGCCGCUGGGAGCCGGGGAAGGGGGACA